Cannabis sativa is the source of this 2484-nucleotide messenger RNA. RefSeq lists its product as uncharacterized. NCBI's taxonomy places the organism in Eukaryota, Viridiplantae, Streptophyta, Magnoliopsida, Rosales, Cannabaceae. The record is from RefSeq and is a predicted model, not a curated record. The transcript has 9 exons. Gene Ontology annotation, cellular component: membrane. Bases 721 to 2259 code for a protein of 512 amino acids.
AAAAUAUAUUCUUAUAAAGAGAGUGAUGAUUACAUACAAGAGCUAGGGAACACAUAGAAUCAUUCCUAUAUAAGAAUAAUUCUCAUUGGUUCAUGCCGUAGGACAUACUUCUCCACGAUUCAAAGGCGAUAUAUAUAAAUAUGUAAGAUAUAAGAAAUUGAUUAAUGAUCCUAUUCUAUUUCCUACAAAGUAGCCAUUAUACAAGAUUAUUUCAUGGCAAUCCAUAGUAAGAGAUGUUAUAUUACUUGUCACACUUUUUCUUGUCCAAGUCUCCCCCUUAUCCCCCUUUGAAAGAAGAAAAAAAAGUGGACAAAUCUUAUUGAGAUUGAAAUUGAAAAGAGACUUAGCUAGAAAGACAUGGAUCAAAAGUUUGAAAAUGUGGUCAAUUUUCAAUUUUCAUGAACAUGGGCAACCAGAAAUGUCGCCUCUUGAUUCGUUACCUCCCUUACUAAUACAUUAAUUUUUUUUUUGUCUUUCUUAAAUUCUUGAAGAGAACAAAAUAACAAAUCCCACAAAAACCAUAACCACAAGCUAUACUUACCUUCAACACUAACACCAAGAAUUUUAAUACCCCCAAAUACUCUUUCUAAGCAAAAAAAAAAAAGCAAUAGUAAAAUUAAGAUUGCAUAGAGAGAAUAAAACCCCAUUUCAAAUAUAUAUUUUUAAAGAAAAAUAACACUCAUAAUAAGCUAAAGUGGGAAGUGAUAUUAGAAGCAUUAAAUGUCUAAUACUAGUGCUAGUACCAAUGGAGUUGCACUUUCUCUUCUUCUAUUUUUGUUUUCAUCAUCUUUGGUUUCACAAAAUUGGCAAGUUUUAGCGUCUCCAUCCCAAGAACAAACCAUCAAACGACAUGAUCCAUUGCGUCGUUUCAAGUACUACAAUGGAAUUUACGAUGUUAGAAACAAGCAUUACUGGGCUUCUACGGCAUUUACAGGAGUUCAUGGGUAUGCAAUUGCAGGAGUAUGGUUAGUAUGUGGGAUUGGAAUAGGAAUUUUCAUGAGUGUGAAGCAUAAGACCAUGAACAAUUGGCCAAUUAAAGACUUAUUGGAUAAUUACUAUCUUCUAACCUUCUGUAUGAUCCUUUUCUUUACCAUUCUUGCCAUAGGGGCAUCAAGUUUGGUGCUGUUAGCAAACCAAAGCUCAAUGAAGAAAAUGGAAAAUUUAAAGGGAACCAUAUUGAGUGUAGGAGGAGAGGUUAGAAGGAGCCUAAAACAUGUAAUGAAAGCAAUGACACAUAUGCAAUAUCUUUUGGUGGCUUACGAUCCAACUAUGGCUUCAACUUUGAACACCACAACUCAUCGAUUAGGAAGUGAGUCAAGAAUUGUCCAAUAUUUUGUUGACAAGAAUGGCCAAUCCAUUGAACGAGCUAUUCAGAUUUCUUAUGUAGCACAUAUUGUGGUUGUGGCAACCAACUUGGUCUUAAUCACCGCUGCAUUAGUUCUCAUUCUGCUUCAUUGGUACCCAGCAUUUGUCUUUUUAAUAUUUUUGUGCUGGAUAUCAACAACACUACUCUGGGUUUUGACAGGCUUUGAUUUCUUCCUUCACACCCUUGCAGAAGAUACAUGUUAUGCUUUCAAAGAUUUUGAAUCAAACCCAGAAAAGAGUAGUCUAAGCACAAUGCUCCCAUGCAUGGAUUCAUCUUACUCUAAUAAAAUGAUGGCCCAAAUAGGCUACAUAGUGCACACUUUCAUAACUCAGUUGAAUUCUAAAAUACCAGACUACUAUAAAUUGCUUGGAUUUGAUGGUGGAGUAGCAGAAAAUGACUAUUUAUCUGGAUUUGUAACUAUUUGUAACCCUUUCGAUGGAGCUCCUAACUACAGUUACAUCCCACAAAGUUGCCCACAAAAUACCAUUCCAAUUGGUCACAUACCACAUGUUCUUGCAAGCUUCACUUGUUAUGAAAACGAUAACGUUGAAAGGUGCCUAAGAGAUGGAAAAUUUGUGAGUGAAGAAAUUUACAAUAUGGCUUCAGCUUACAGCCGAUCAACUCAAGAUAUACUAAACGUAUAUCCAGACCUGCAAAGCCUGAGUGAAUGUAAAUUAGUAAAGGAUAAGUUUAGUUAUGUCGUUUUGAACGAAUGUGUGCCGUUUCAAGUGGCAGUUCGGUUGCUUUGGCUCUCCAUGUUGUCGCUUUCCGUAAUUAUGGUCGUUUUGGUCCUAAUUUGGUUCAUCAAAGCUAUUCAAGACAAGGCUAGAUGUUUCUCCUUGUGCUCUCUAAUCCCUCGACCUCAACCACGACCCAUCAUACACAGAUUUUAGAAAAAUAAAUUAUAUAUAUAGGAUUUUAAUUUUGAUUAGAAUUUUUUUUUAUAAAUAAUUUUUUGAAUAAUCAAAAUGAGAAUUAAAAUGUCAAAAUUAAUAGUCUAUGGUUGUCGUAAGACAGAAGAAGUAGAGCCAUGUGGAGAAUAUCACAAUUGUAAAAGAAAUUAUUAAUAAUGUAGCUAAUGAGAAUAUUUCUACUUUUUUUUUUGGCUUAAUAUAAAA